AUGGUUCAAGCAGUAGCAUUGUGGGGCUGUAAAGUGAAUCCAGGAAAACGUGUCCCUGCUUAUGAUGAUGAUGAUGCUUCUGGGGCGUUUCAUUUAACUAUGGCAGCUAUUGAUUCAUCUGAUAAAUCUUCUAAACUAUCUACUAUAAAAGUUAUUCGUAGACCGAAAAUAUGUGACGAUGAUGAUGAAAAUAAUCAUAGUGGUGAUGUUUCUGAAUCUGAUCUUAAAGAGCUUGAGGUUGAAUUUGUACUUUGCACUUUGAAACAUGGUGAUCAAUAUCAACAAAGUUUAAACUUGACUUUUAGUGAAGAUGAAGAAGUGUUUUUUACUACAAGUGGUGAUUGUCCUGUAUAUCUCACUGGGAAUUAUGUUGUUCCUUCGGAUAUUGAUGAUGAUUAUGAUAUUUCUUCAGAUGAACUUUUUGAUAAAUAUUCUGAGGCUUCUGAUGUUAAUGGUUCAGAGUCUGAUGAGUUAGAUGGGGAUAGUCCUAAGAUUGAAGAACUUUCGUCAUCUGAAAGUAAGAUUUCUGAUUCAGAAAAAAAAAUAAGUUUAUCUGAUGAUGGUUCUGAUCUGGAUAAUAUAAUAUCAAAUGAUUCUGCUAAAAAAAACAUUAAGAAAAGACCCCAGGACAAUAGUGAUUUAGAUAUGCAGAAACUUAGUAAAAAGCAAUUAAAAAAACUCAAAUCUACCUCUGCUAAGUUUUCUCAAAUACAGGAAAAAAAUAAAUCAAAUACUUCAAUGAAACAAGAUAGUUUAGUAUCUUCUGAUCUUCAUUGUCCAAAGCCUAGUGUUAGUUUUGCUAAAGAUAUUGAUCAAGAUUCUAAUAAAGCUUCUAAAUCUAGAACGUUAGAAGGCGGUGUAACUGUGGAGGAUAAAGUAAUAGGUAAAGGUCCUCAAGUAAAGAAUGGUUCCAAGAUUGGUGUGCGUUAUAUUGGAAAGCUUCUAACUGGAGAGCAAUUUGAUUCUAAUACUAAAGGACAGCCUUUCGUUUUUACUUUAGGUAAAGGUUGGGAUAUUGGUAUAAAAGGAAUGGCAUUAGGUGGUCAAAGGCGUAUUGUUGUUCCUUCUUCUAUGGCUUAUGGCAAAAAAAGUGUUUCUGGUAUUCCAGCCAACUCUGACCUUGUUUUUGAUAUUAAACUUGUAAAAAUGAAUUAA
Pneumocystis jirovecii RU7 is the source of this 1155-nucleotide messenger RNA. RefSeq lists its product as uncharacterized. The coding region runs from base 1 to 1155 and encodes 384 amino acids. Gene Ontology annotation, molecular function: macrolide binding; peptidyl-prolyl cis-trans isomerase activity. Gene Ontology annotation, cellular component: chromatin; nucleolus. The record is from RefSeq and is a predicted model, not a curated record. The transcript has 5 exons. Lineage: Eukaryota; Fungi; Ascomycota; Pneumocystomycetes; Pneumocystales; Pneumocystaceae.